Messenger RNA from Sphaerodactylus townsendi, 2531 nucleotides. Its product is annotated as oocyte zinc finger protein XlCOF6-like. Gene Ontology annotation, biological process: regulation of DNA-templated transcription. The record is from RefSeq and is a predicted model, not a curated record. The transcript has 9 exons. Lineage: Eukaryota; Metazoa; Chordata; Lepidosauria; Squamata; Sphaerodactylidae. Bases 56 to 2206 code for a protein of 716 amino acids.
UGAAGGUUUCCUCCUGAAUCAGGCAGAGGAGAAGAGGCAGGCAGAACAGUUUCAGAUGUGGGGUCCAUCCAGGAAGGUGGCAGCAAAGUUCUCUCAGAUGGAAGGAGGUCUCGUGGAGGAAGGGGCGCCGGCCCAGCAGCCUACCCAAGAUGCCCUCUCACAUGGUAGUGUAGAGACCGGGUUGAUUCGUCCUCUUUGGGGAGUUGUGGAAACACCUGCUGCACUUCCAAUCCAGUCUCUGGUGUCCUUCGAGGAGGUGGCCGUGUAUUUCAGUGAGGCGGAGUGGGCACUGCUUUGUCCAGACCAAAGAGCUCUCUAUGGGGAUGUCAUGCUGGAGAACUACAAGAGUGUGGUCUCUCUGGGAGGCAGGAACAUAGGAGAGACAAUGACGGAGACAGACAAAGGCCAUACAUCUGAGGAAAGGCUGGAGAGUUUCUCAAGAGGCCCUGAAGACAGUGUUUCCUUCCCAGAUGAGCUGGCUGCAAGAAAUGUAAAGGAGCUAGUUGGGGGAUUCCAGCAAUUCUCCGUAGAACAAACCACGAAUGAAGAUGCCAAAGAAAGGUUUGCGGACAGAGACGAAGAACAGAAGCAGGAGGGAAGCCAUGCGGACAAGACAAGGGAUGAGCCCAUUCCAUCUGAAGGAGGAGACUUCUUUGAAAUUCCAGUACGAGAAAUAAGAUCAAUCAAAACAAGAAGGAAUGAAUGCCUCCGUGCUAAGCACAAAAUCUGCUCCAGGCAAAACGAAAAUGAAAGUGUGGCCUUUGGAAAGACUUUCAGUAAGAACAUCACUUAUAUUUCUUUGAGGCCAAUUCCCUCAGGAGAGAAACCUUAUAGUUGCAUGAAAUGUGGAAAGACCUUCAGUCAGAAACCAGCCCUUUCUUCACAUCAAAGAAUCCACUCAGCAGGGGAUGAGCAGUGGAAUGAGGAUGUUGAGAAAGUGCAUAAGCUAUUGCCAGAGAAAGAUCUGAUCCACACAGAAGAAGAAGCAUAUAAGUGCUUCGAGUGUAAAAUAAACUUCUCAGAUCAUAGCCAAUAUGAGAUCCAUUUGCAAACGCAUAGUGGAAAGAAGGCCCAUCAAUGCUUGGAGUGUGGCAAAACUUUCCUUUGCAGAUCAGAGCUACUUGGGCAUCAACGAAAACAUGAAGGAGAGAAACCUUAUAGCCACUCAGACUGUAACAAGAGCUUCUCACAAAAAUUAGAUCUUCUCCAACACCAAAGGACUCGUUCAGGAGAGAAGCCAUUAAUGUGGUUAGAGAAGAGAAUGUCCCUCUCUAGUAAAAGAAAAUGUAAUAUACAUAUUUCAAAGCAUAUUAUGAUGAGGCCAUAUGAAUGCUUUCAUUGCGGAAAGUUUUUCAGCUUCAGAUCAAGGCUCAUUGCCCACCAGAGAUCCCACACAGGGGAGAAACCUUUUGAAUGCUUUGAGUGUGCAAAGAGAUUCAGUCACAAUGGCACACUUCGAAGGCAUCAGAGAACUCACACAAUGGAAAAACUGUUUGAAUGCUUUGAGUGUGGAAAGAGAUUCAGCUGGAGUGGCAGACUUGAAGAGCACCAAAGAACUCACACCAAGGAGAGACCUUUUGAAUGCUCAGAGUGUGGAAAGAGAUUCAGUCAGAGUGGCAAUCUUCAACAGCAUCUAACAACUCACACAAAGGAGAGACCUUUUGAAUGCUCCGAGUGUGGAAAGAGAUUCAACCGGAAUGGCAAUCUUCAAGAGCACCAAAGGACUCACACCAAGGAGAGACCUUUUGAAUGCUCAGAGUGUGGAAAGAGAUUCAGUCUGAGUGGCAAUCUUCAACAGCAUCAAAAAAUUCACACAAAGGAGAGACCUUUUGAAUGCUCAAUAUGCGGAAAGAGAUUCAGUCGCAGUAGCAACCUUCAGCAGCAUCAAAGAACUCACACAAAGGAGAGACCUUUUGAAUGCUCAGAGUGUGGAAAGAAAUUCAGUCACAAUGGCACACUUCGAAGGCAUCAAAAAGUUCACCCAAAGGAGAGACCUUUUGAAUGUUCAGAGUGUGGAAAGAGAUUCAGUCGCAGUAGCAGUCUUCAACGGCAUCGAAGAACUCACACACAGGAGAGACCUUUUGAAUGCUCAGAGUGUGGAAAGAGAUUCAGUUGGAUUGGCAGUCUUCAACAGCGUCAAAGAAUUCACACAGGAGAGAGACCUUUUGAAUGCUCAAGAGUGUGGAAAGAGAUUCACCGAGAAUAGCACUCUUCAGCAUCAACAGAAAACUCACACAAAGGAGAGACCUUUUGAAUGCACACAUUGUGGAAAGACAUUCAGUCAGUCACUGGUUUUAUCUUUAACUGGUUUUAUUAUUGCAUGGUAUUCAUGAUAAUUUUAUCGUUUAACUGUGUUGUUCAUGGCCCUGAGCCCACCGGGGCAUUUUAUAAAUCUAAUAAAUGAAGGUGCAUCAACAACCAUAUUUCCACUUAAAAAGUGCUUUUUCAAAGCAAUACAAGACCAUUUCCAGCUUAUGGGCCAUCACCUCUGAGCCAUCAAAGCAGCCAAACCUCCGGUUGACUCAUGCUUU